Nannospalax galili (Upper Galilee mountains blind mole rat) is the source of this 939-nucleotide messenger RNA. RefSeq names its product olfactory receptor 7E24-like. Bases 52 to 939 code for a protein of 295 amino acids. Gene Ontology annotation, biological process: G protein-coupled receptor signaling pathway. Gene Ontology annotation, cellular component: membrane. The record is from RefSeq and is a predicted model, not a curated record. The transcript has a single exon. Gene Ontology annotation, molecular function: G protein-coupled receptor activity; olfactory receptor activity. NCBI's taxonomy places the organism in Eukaryota, Metazoa, Chordata, Mammalia, Rodentia, Spalacidae.
CCCAGCAAUACAGAAUCACAAAAUCUGACACUUGUCUCAGAAUUCUAUCUCAUGGGAUUCUCUGAGGACCCAGAACUUCAGCCUGUCCUCUUUGGACUGUUCCUGUCCAUGUACUUGGUGUCUGUGCUUGGGAACCUGCUCAUCAUCCUGGCUGUCAGCUCUGAUUCCCACCUCCACACCCCCAUGUACUUUUUCCUCUCCAACCUGUCCUGGGCUGACAUUGGCUUCAUCUCCACCACCAUUCCAAAUUUGAUUGUGAACAUCCAAAUUCACAGCAGAGUCAUCUCUUAUGUGGGCUGUCUCACUCAGAUGUCACUUUUUCUCACUUUUGGAGGUAUGGAUAGAAUGCUUUUGACUGUGAUGGCCUAUGACCGAUUUGUGGCCAUCUGCCAUCCCUUGAAUUAUCACGUCAUUAUGAACCCUCGUCUUUGUGUCACUUUCCUUCUGGUGUCUUUUUUCUUUAGCUUUGUGGAAACCCAGCUGCAUCUCUUGGCUGCCUUACAGAUGACCAAUUUCAAGGAUGCCAAAAUUGCUAACUUCUUCUGUGACCCUUCUAAGGUCCUUAAUCUUUCCUGUUCUGACACCUUCACAAAUAACAUAAUUCAAUAUUUGGUUGCUACCAUGUAUGGUAUUUUUCCCAUCUUAGGAAUCCUUUUCUCUUACUAUAAAAUUCUUUCCUCCAUUUUGAGCAUGCCAUCCUCAGGUGGUAGGUAUAAAGCCUUCUCUACCUGUGGAUCUCACCUCUCAGUUGUUUUCAUAUUUUUAGGAACAGGGAUUUGCGUGUAUAUUGACUCAGUUCUUUCAGAUUCUUCCAGAAACAAUGCUGUGUCCUCAUUGAUGUACUCUGUGGUCACGCCUAUCUUGAACCCCUUUAUCUACAGCAUGAGGAACAGAGACAUCAAAAGUGCCCUGAAAAUGAUAUAUGGUAGAAUAGUUUAA